CUUCUUAGUAUUUCAAGUGAAUACAUCUGUAUUGGCCCAGUUUAAGAAUCAUCCUGAUUACGAUGCACCCUUUGUCAUAGAGCAAUGUUCUCUGCCCCUCUGCGCUGUGCUGACACCUAACCGAGCCGGACGCAGCGAUGCGUACCCUUCUUAUUGAUAACUAUGACAGUUAUACAUACAAUUUAUUUCAAGUAAUUGCUGAAGUGGAUGGAGAGAUACCUCUGGUCUGCUACAAUGAUAAGAUUUCAUUGGGCCAAAUUGUGUCUAUGGUCGAAGCUGGUACAAUUCACAGCAUCGUCAUAUCGCCUGGCCCCGGCACGCCGAGUAACCCCAGCGACAUAGGCGUUUGCCUGGAUGUACUGCAGCACCUGCCCCAGGUGCCUAUCCUGGGCAUAUGUCUGGGCCACCAGGCGCUAGCGCUGGCGCACGGGGCCGCCGUGGUGGCGGCUCCGGAGCCGGUGCACGGCCGCGUGAGCCGCCUGCGACACAGCGGCCACAAGCUCUUCCGGGACAUUCCCUCGGGGGAGGGGUUCGAGGUGGUCAGGUACCACUCGCUGCUGGUGGACGAGCGCUCGCUGCCCGCCUGCCUGCAGCCCGUGUGCUGGACGGCGGGAGGCCACUGCGCGGUCAAGCUGGCGCGCGACGAGGCGGCCCCCGCGCCUGCGCCAGCAGCAGCUGAGGGCACCCCUGAGGGAGGGGAUGAACACGCAGCCCAUGAAGCCGGCAGGCCACAACAGCACCAGCACCACCAGCAGCAUGGGUUACAGCAGCCUCAAACCCAGCAGCGGCACCAGCAGCAGGACCCCUCAGGCGUCUGCAGCACCUCCUCGCCCCCCUCCUCAUUGCUGAUGGGUCUGGCGCACCGCUCCCGGCCGCACUACGGGGUGCAGUUCCACCCCGAGUCGGUGGCCACGAGGUACGGCAUCGCGCUGCUGCGGAACUUCCGAGAUCUGGCGGUACGGCACAUCCGGCAGCACGGCGGCCCGGCGGCGGCGCAGCUGCCACCAGCCAGGCCUGUAUGCGACAUCGCAGGGCCGCCGGGUCGCCUGCCCGCGCUGCCCGCCUGGCCCUCCCCCUCGCACCAAGCGGGCGCCCCGCUGCGGCUGGCGUGGGUGCGGCUGCGGGGGCUGCUGGCGCGGCUGCCGGGCGGCAGUGAGGCGCUGUUUGAGCUGCUGUACGGAUGGGGGCACGACACGUGGUGGCUGGACAGCGCCGCCAGCGACCGCGGGCGCUUCUCCUACAUGGGCGGUCGCGGCGGCCCGCUGUGGCGCAAACUCACCUACAAGCUACCACCACCACCGCAGCAGCAGCAGCAGCACCAAGAGCAGCAGCAGCCACAGCACCCGGCUGCGGAUGCCCAGCUUAGCUCCAGCACUGCAAGCCUGCCAGCGGCCCUGACUGCACCACCACCACCAGUACCACCAACACCGCUACUUGAGCAACCCGAGGGCCGUACGGCCGGCUGCACAGGCGCCGAGGAGGCGUCGCAGCCGCCAGGCCCUCUCUCCUCUCCCCCCAGCGCUGACGCUCCGGCGUCCCCGCCCGCCGCUCUUUCUGCUGAACCACCGCGCACCUGCUAUCACGACCAACACCAGCCGCACCCACAGCACCACAACCAGAUAGCAACCGGGCGGAGCUGCGGCACCGCUUCCGCCGCAUGUAGCCGGGGCCCUAGCGGCACCUGCGGUAGCAGCAGCACCGCUGGCGCCGGUGGAGGCUGUAGCUGUAGAGGUGGCAGCAGCGACGGCGUCGCACCCUGCACACCCACCUCCGCCUCCUGUUCCUCCUCAUCCUCCUCCUCCGCAGCCACCGUCCCCUCAUCAAGCCUCGCACUCUCCUCCUCCUCCACAUCCUCCUCCACCUCCACCGCACCCCAACCACACCCCACCUCCCGUUCUCCCCCCACCUCCACUCCCCCUCCUCCUCCCCUCCCGCCCGGCACACUCACCCUCGAAACCCCGGACGGCCGCACCACCCGCCACCCCGCCCCCUCCGGCCUGCUCGCCUACCUGCAGCACCUCCUCGCCCGCCAGCGGCUGCUAGUAGAGCCCCAUGCAGCCGCGCAGCUGCCCUUCAACUUCUGGGGCGGCCUAGUGGGCUAUCUAGGCUACGAGCUGAAGGCGGAGUGCGGGGCGGCGCACGCGCAUGCAGCCACCACCCCGGACGCGGUGCUGUACCUGGCUGACCGGCUGGUGGCGGUGGACCAUGCGGAGGGGGAGGUGUUCUUGUUGGCGCUGUACGACAGCGGGGAGGAGGAAGACAGGGAAGGGGAGAGGGAAGGAGGAAGGGGGCAGGCUGGGGAGGAGCAGGCGCGGGCGUGGCUGCAGGAGACGCAGAGGCGGUUGGAGGAGGCGGCUGAGGGGGUUGCAGCCGAGCGGUGUUCCGGGCCGGGGCAUGGCAGAUCGGAGCCACGUCCACAGGCUGCUGAGGCUGCUGCCGGGAGCUGCAUGCAGCCGGGAUGCCAGCGGAGCUGCUCAUCACACCCCGCAGACUGCACCACCUCCUCGUCCUACUCCUCCAACUGCUGCUGCUGCCACCCCACGCCCUCCUCCACAGCCGCUCCUCCCACUGCUGCGGUUACACCCCAACCCCAGUCUCCCUCCUGCCUCCUCCACCCAGCCCAGCACCCGCAAGCGCCUGCAACUGUGACGUCCGCAACCCCCCCGCUCCCUCCCGCCUCACCCCUCCCUGCGCCUCCUGCCUCCUCGUCCCGCCCUGUGGUUCCCUUCCGUCUGGCGCACGGUCGCGAGGCCUACCUGCGCAACGUGGGCAGCUGCCAGGCGGCGCUGCACGCGGGGGAGAGCUACGAGGUGUGCCUCACCACGGCGCUCACACGCCCCGCCGCACUGCACCCUCCGCAGCUCUACCGCACGCUGAGGAGGCUGAACCCGGCGCCGUACGCGGCGUGGCUGCAGUGUGGGCCGGCAGGACCCACCAUCUGCUGCUCCUCCCCGGAGCGCUUCCUGCGGGGCGACCGGGGCGGGCUGCUGGAGGCGCGGCCCAUCAAGGGCACCGCCGCCAGGGUGGCGGCCGACCCAGUCGCUGACGCCGCUGCGGCCGCGGAGCUGGCGGCCUCUGAGAAGGAGCGCGCGGAGAACCUCAUGAUUGUGGACUUGCUGCGGAAUGACCUGGGUCGCGUGUGCGAGAUCGGCAGCGUGCACGUGCCGGGGCUGAUGGACAUCGAGUCGUACGCCACGGUGCACCAGAUGGUGUCCACCGUGCGGGGGGUGCGGCGCGAGGGCAUGAGCGUCGUGGACUGCAUCCGGGCGGCCUUCCCGGGCGGGUCCAUGACAGGUGCUCCCAAGGUGCGCACCAUGCACAUCAUCGACGCCCUGGAGGGCCGAGCACGCGGGGUGUACUCGGGCUGCAUCGGCUUCAUCUCUCUCAACGACACCUUUGACCUCAACAUCGUCAUCCGUACAGCCGUCAUCGAGGGACCGGAGGGCGCGCACGCAUUCCAGAGCACCACUACCAACCCCAGCCCGGCGGUUCCCGCGGGCGCGGCGGAGGGGCCGGGUGAUGCACCGGCGCGCAGCAUGACCAUUGGUGCGGGUGGUGCCAUCGUGGUGCAGUCGCAGCCGGUAGCGGAGUAUGAGGAGAUGAGGCUGAAGGCUAGUGCAUUGUUGCGAGCAGUGGG
This is a messenger RNA of Astrephomene gubernaculifera, 3637 nucleotides long. Lineage: Eukaryota; Viridiplantae; Chlorophyta; Chlorophyceae; Chlamydomonadales; Astrephomenaceae. The record is from the annotation of a GenBank genome assembly.